Molecule: messenger RNA, 1923 nt
Organism: Peronospora matthiolae
Lineage: Eukaryota; Oomycota; Peronosporomycetes; Peronosporales; Peronosporaceae
Source: the annotation of a GenBank genome assembly
AUGAACGUAUGUACGGAGAGCGAGACGCACGAGAAGGAGGCGCAAUUGAAGGCAUUAAAUGACCGAAGAAGGACAACACCGACAGCAGCUGCUUCAGGUACUACUUCUACUUCGACUACAGGACUAUUGCGUACAGCAGGUCGGAUGACCGCGGACAGUCCUGCUUCUGCCAAUGCGUUUGAGCAACAGAUAGAAGGAAAAAGGUGGUACGAGGUGCUGCCAGCAGUGCUGCAGAAAUUUAAGUCACACGACCGCGAGCAGAUUAAGCAGCUCAUGUUACCGCGGUGUACAUUGUGUGAAUGCGGGAAAGUCAAUCAAAAGGCAGUUAUUGAAUGCCAGCAGAAAGGCUGCUUUUUGUUGGACCGCCCGCUGUGUUUGGUAUGCUGGAAAUCGACCCAUUUGUCUUGUGACAAAGCACAAAACAAACACUGUAGCCGGUCUACAUCAAUGUGCCCGCAGUGCCAACUUGGUCGAAUCGAGUAUUGGUGUGCUGAGUGCGACUUGAAAUUUUGUGGGAACUGUUUUGAGCAGAUCCACAAUGUGGAUGCAACUAAAGAUCAUCGCAAAAUAGCCACUGAAGACGCACCUGGAACCUGCCUAUCAUCGUCCCAUUGGUCUGCGUAUUUCUAUGAAGCGAUUUGCCAUUCGGUCACUUCGCGCAAACAGAUGACAAAUGGGAAUACUGGCGAUAGCAGUAUUGGUGGGAAGCGGAAACGCGAGAUUGAAGUAAUUGUUAUCGAUAACGAUGACGAUGCCGAAGAAGAUGAGCCGGUGAUCAUUUCACCUCCCGGCAACCAGAGCGCUCAACAACAGGCUGAUACUUGCGGGUCGGCGGCAAUCCGACCAAAAACCAGCAGCACAGGAACAUGUGCUCUGUCACAGCAGAAUGCUUCAGCCAACACGGAUGACCAAGCCGCAUCCGCUCAUGCUACGAUGCUAGAGCCGUUUCCGUUCUUUGAAGCGCCUAUUCACACAUCGUCAUCACCUUAUGCACUACCGGUGCAUCCAUCGUACAGCACGCCGUCUAUCUCGAAAGGCGUCAACACUGUCACUCCUCAUGCGAAUGUAGGUUUGCAGUGGGGUAACAGUAAUUUUCCGUUCGGAAUGCCGCCACUGGUAGGAAAUGGACACGGCAGCCCAGUCUACACGACCAAUAUUAUGAGCCCUGGGGCAACGCUAAGCUCCGCACCUGCCAGUGUUGGCACACCGAUGUGGCCAACAACGUCUGGUAUCAGCACAGACUUGGCAAGCACAUUGAGUCUGAAUAAUCUCCACGCGCGCCGGGGUGCCGUAUCUGCGCAGAAUGUGCUCGUUGACUCGUUGGUGGAUCGUUAUCACGAAGUGAACCAGAAUGUGGCAAGCAUGGAGCUACAAGGUGAGCAGUUAACCAGGCAGAUAGCACUUGCAGCGCGCCAAGGACCAUACACCGCAAGACCCAUAAUGGAUUUGCUGAACAAGCUGCAGCCUGCACUAGAAGCUUCGAAGGGUUUGCGAGACAAGCUCCUUAUCGCGAUGAUAGUCCAGUCUGACGACAUCAUGGCUUCUGUUCGUUCUCUCCGCCUCUCAGAACUCGGUGAUGUUCCACAGGUCCCGUCGAUUAGCCACCGUAAAUGUCUGCAGUUGUCAAUUGAGAUUAACCGGCACAAGAAGAAACUCGUGGAGUCGAAUCAACAAAUCAGUGACAUGCUUGCCAAGUCGUACACGGUGACUUCCAGCAUGGAGAAUUCGCUCAUUCAAUCCGCCAGCGCCGAGAUUCAGGUGCAUGAGAGGAACAUCAUGAGGCUAAAGAAAGCUCGCAAUGUGGAGUUCGUGCGAAUUGUUCAAUUCAGUAACAACAUCCGUGAAGCGCUAAAGCAAACGUUUCAGCAGACGGUUGAAGCCCAGCGUCAUCAGCAGCAAUUACAGCAAUUCCAGCCGUUUUGA